AUGACCUUGCCUACGUCCAAUAUGCUGUCGCUUAACAUCUUGGGCCUCAACUGCGGGACAAGCAUUGAUGGCAUCGACGUUGCCCACUGUCGGAUCUCAGCCAUCCCAUCGUCGAACGAUGUGCACAUUGAUCUGCUGUCUUAUAUAGAGAUCCCUGUCAACCCAGCUAUCCGAAGUCAAGUCCUCCGCUUAUGUCGACCCAACCAAAAAGAGGCCGCAACAACUCUUGCUGAACUAUGCGAUCUCAACUUUGAGCUCGGCCGCGAGUUCUCCCGCGCGGUCAUAGAAUCUGGGAUCGACUUGGCCCAAGUUGACCUAAUUGCCAGCCAUGGGCAGACGACGGUGGUCAGCGGGUUUCGCGUUGCCGAAUUAGCUGCAGGACGUCAGGGAGCACCACUUGCAGGGUUCUUCGAGGCCUGUCUCCUCUCUCAUCCUGAGCUGACACGUAUCAGCCAAAAUAUAGGCGGAAUAGGAAACGCAAGUGUGUUGCCAGCUAGAAGAUCAAACACAGAAACUUCUCGACCUACUUAUCUAUCUUUUGACACUGGCCCGGGAAAUGUUUUCAUAGAUGCGGCAAUGAGAAUCAUAAGUAACGGCGAGACCCAUUUCGACAAAGAUGGGGCACUUGGAUUGCAGGGAGAGUCGGAAGUAGAUGAAGAGGUCGUCAACGACUACCUGGCCGGUGAGCCUUACUUCCAACUCAAACCGCCCAAGACAACAGGGCGAGAGCUCUUUUCAGAUGAUGUCGCGCGUGCACUCGUUGAAAAGAUGAGAUCUCGCCACAUGAGCUCUCAAGGCAUCAUUGCCACUGUCACAAGGAUCACUGCCGAGUCUAUCGCCCGCGCGUACGAGCAAUACGUCCUGCCUCACCUCGAAGAGGGCAAGACGAUCGAUGAAAUCUAUAUCUGCGGCGGUGGUGCAUACAACCCGAACAUAUUGAAGCACCUACAAGCUCGCUUUCCUGCUAGCCGAGUGGCCAGGCUCAGCGAGGCACCCACCAAGAUUGAGCCAAACGCGAAGGAAGCCGUCAUGUUUGCGCUGUUGGGGUUUCUGUCAGUCAGUGGCCGCACUGUUCCACUUGCGGAUGAUUCAGAAUCUACAGAACCUGCUGUUAUGGGUGUCAUUACACCUGGUGAUAAUUAUCGGCAGAUUAUCGAUAUUGUGGCUAAAAGUGACAGGUUCUUGGCAAAUGGAGUGUUGGGGCGUAUUCAAAUGUAA
Molecule: messenger RNA, 1218 nt
Organism: Clonostachys byssicola
Lineage: Eukaryota; Fungi; Ascomycota; Sordariomycetes; Hypocreales; Bionectriaceae
Source: the annotation of a GenBank genome assembly